Anopheles maculipalpis is the source of this 1136-nucleotide messenger RNA. It is a transcript of the gene arg, whose product is annotated as arginase, hepatic. NCBI's taxonomy places the organism in Eukaryota, Metazoa, Arthropoda, Insecta, Diptera, Culicidae. The transcript has a single exon. Gene Ontology annotation, molecular function: arginase activity; manganese ion binding. Gene Ontology annotation, cellular component: cytoplasm; nucleus; cytosol. Bases 1 to 1089 code for a protein of 362 amino acids. The record is from RefSeq and is a predicted model, not a curated record.
AUGUUGCCACGGAUAGCAUUGGCCAGGUUGGUGAGCCGAACCGGUGCCACCAUCGGUACAUCUGUAAGCAGUUACUGUACCGCACCGAAGGAUCCAUCUUUUGCGACGGUCCAACCCAAGAAGAUCAACUACGAGCGAAUCGGGAUCGUUGGUGUGCCGUUCGAUAAGGGGCAGCGAAAGAAGGGUGUUGGGCUGGGCCCGAAAGCGAUCCGAGAUGCUGGCCUGAUUGAUCACAUCCAGGAGAUAUCGCCCAAGCUGAAUAUAAAGGAUUACGGUGACAUCCAGUACGAGGCACUCAACUUCAAUGGGCGCAAAGUGGGCAACAUGAAGAAGCUGGAACAUGUAGCUAGCUGUAGUCGCAAUUUGUCCCACCAGGUGACGGAAGUGCUCGAUGACGAUCGGUUGUGUAUUACGCUCGGUGGAGAUCAUGCGAUCGCGAUCGGCUCUAUCGAUGGGCAUCUGCAUCACAGCAAAGAUGUGGCCGUGAUUUGGGUGGAUGCUCAUGCGGAUUUGAAUACGAACUCAACCUCACCAUCGGGAAACAUUCACGGCAUGCCGGUAGCGUUGCUUGCCCGUGAGCUGUGUGAUUACUGGCCGUACAUACCGGGCAUGGACUGGCAGGAACCGAUUAUCUCCAUCAAGAAUCUCGCCUACAUUGGAUUACGGUCGGUGGAUCCGUACGAGCGGGCGAUCAUCGAGAAGUUCGGCAUCAAUGCGUUCGGUAUGCGUGAGGUGGAGAAGUACGGCAUACGUGAGGUGAUGCGUAUGGCGCUGGAGCGUAUCGAUCCGGAAGGGCAGCGUAGCUUGCACGUGAGUUACGACAUCGAUUCGCUGGAUGUACUGGAAGCUCCCAGCACGGGCACGAGUGUGCGUGGUGGGUUAACGUUACGCGAGGGCAUCUACAUCAUGGAGGAAGCGUACGGCACGGGACGGCUGGCAGCGGUCGACCUGGUGGAGGUAAAUCCGGCCAUCGGAACACCGGAGGAUGUACGGCGCACGGUGGAAGCGGCCGUACAUUUGCUGGUAGCUGCAUGUGGCCAUAGCCGAAAGGGUGACAUCGCCGAUACGCUGGAUCUGAUACAAAAGUGAUGAAGUGUAACCAAAAUACCCCAUAAACUGCCAUAAACCCUUUUUUC